Suillus discolor is the source of this 2109-nucleotide messenger RNA. RefSeq lists its product as uncharacterized. The transcript is spliced from 8 exons. NCBI's taxonomy places the organism in Eukaryota, Fungi, Basidiomycota, Agaricomycetes, Boletales, Suillaceae. The coding region runs from base 1 to 2109 and encodes 702 amino acids. The record is from RefSeq and is a predicted model, not a curated record.
AUGUCCGAUAUCACUGAGGGAAUCCGCACUCGCCGAGACAAUAAGUUCAAACACCCGGGCUUGCCAGACCUGCCAGUGCAAGGACAGCCCACCAAGCUCAAGAGCGGGCUGCAGUGGCUUGCUGCAAUGCAGAUGGAGAUGGAGGAGGCAGAGGAACAAGGCGUGGCAACUAAACCAAAGCCAGUCAAACCCCGUGCUCGCCCUGUCAAGAAAAAAGUAGUGCCUGCCAAACCAGCUGGUACCGGCGUCGAGGACCAAGAAGAAAGCAGCCAGGACACCAACAUUGAGGACGGAACAAAGAAGAAGAACCAGAGGGCCGUCAAAACGUCUCUGAAGGACGCAAUCAACAAUGCACGAGGCUCACUCACAGGAAAGGUUGAGUUAAUUCAGGGGCCACGUGUUGGCGACAAGAAAGGAAAGUCUUCUACCGCGACAUACGCAACCGAACUACUCAAAACUUCCAGCGCUUCUAAGACUCGUACCACUGCCUCAGCUUUGUCAUUGGCGCAUGGGCCACCAAGCAGUGCUUUAUCCAGUUCCUGCGCUACAUCAGUUUUGGCCAUAACUACCAAGUCCUCCAAAUCUAAGGCCCCCCCUGCUCUAGCUAAUGCAUCUGACGCUCCCAAGGCUCUUGUUGGCGGCUUUGAUGAUGAGUCAGAUGAUUCUCAGGAACGUUUGGAUGCCUUCAUUCAAAAGACAAAGGGGAAGCAGUCUUCACUUAGGAUUACCUCAGAUGCAAUGCCUGAGGAUGCGCUGUCUUCAACAGAGGACUUACAGGAUAUUGAUAUCGACGCACCGAUGGACCUGGACGAUGCAUUGGUGGACCUGGAGGACAAUUUGUUUGAGGGCAAAGAUGCCAGGAUGUCCAAGGCGGUGGACAGUGACAGCAGCCUAAGCGAUGGAAUCUUGUUCCGUCGGAGUAAAAAGCGCAAGCUUGCAGACACCAAAUCCUCCACCCUCGUCUUGGAGAGUACCCCCUACGAGGAUACAUCAGAUGUUGAGGUUAUUGAUGUCCCUUUAGGCCCUGUCGCAAUGGCCAAUACAACGAAGACGGCUAUGUGUUUGACCUCUUUGACUGCCGUCGCCGUCUCCCAGUCGGCCACCACAAAGAUGCAACCACCUGCAAAGAAGGUGAAAAUUGAAGAGGACGUUGAUGCCAGCACCGCGCAACUAACGCUCACAGCCCCACCUGGCUAUUGGAUUGAGAAGCAAUACAAGACGCGCUCAAGCUACCGAAACUAUCAUCUCCCUCCUCAUUGCCAAGAUCAACGGUGGCCGAAGCAGUUCCUCCCAACACUUUACCUGUGGACCGGGAGUCAAAAUGACCUCUGGCAAUUCUUAGACGCUCCUCUGGUCAAGGCACUCCAAUCCAUUUAUGAUGUCGUGUAUUCAGAAGAAUCAGAUCUUGAUUACAAGGUGACCGCUCAAGGGUCUGUCUUUGGCGUUGCCACCCAACGUCUCGCAGAGUGGCGCAGCAAUUUUGGAUCAACGGGACUGGCUAUUAUGAUGGAUUUUUUCACUAGGAAUGCUGACACUGAUCCAGAAACACUUGCUGACGCGCUUCUGGAGGACUUCGCUUUCAUUUAUGAGGACAUGGAAAACCUAGACCCGAUGCAAGCCUUCCGGUCUCCAUUCAUGUUGCAGCUCUUCGCAACCACUCAUCUUCAUGCCAUUCUCGGGCAUGUUGAAGUCCCCGCACUUAAAACAUAUGUGCUGUCCAUCGUCGGGAUGACUGGUGUUAUUGGCAUUUGUGCAGCUUCACUCGAGCGCGCCAUCAAACGUCUCCGUGUCAAUGCCAUUGACAUUGAUGUGGACACCCUAGAUCUGGGUCCCGCACAAAUGAAGCGCAAGCUGCGGACACUGAAGACCUUCAACAAGGCCACUGGCAAGGAUAGCACUACCGAGAAUGCCUUCUCCAUCAACAACUGGGGAUCAGUAACUGCAUCAUACGUGGUUGCUAUCAAGGCGAAAGGAGACGACUACAUGAGGACCACAACAUUAACGGCUCGGAAAUUGCUGAAGAAAUCGGGCAGUGUCGGCCUCCAGAAGUACUUUCGCACUGAUGAUGACGGCUCAGAGGCCGUUGACAUCCGCGCCAUCCUGUGGUAA